UAGAGAGGACGUCAUUCCAGAGAAGAGAAGACUUCCACCGUCUCGUUGUCGUCGCUGUGGUAAUGAAGAAGGCUGGUGCGUUCGCCGCGUCCAUCGCGGCCGCGUCUGCCGCCGCUCUUGCCGCCGCAACGUCCGACUGUCGCGACGCCUGCUCCAUCCCUCCAUCCAAAGAGGGUUCUGGAUCGUCGAGGAUGAGAGAUACCGCGGGAGCGGGGUCCGGAAAGGGUGCUGAUAACAAAUUCGCUCCGAGAUUCGACGGGCUCAGGUUCAUCGAGACCCUGGUGACGGCGCAUCGAUGAUUUCCUCCCGUUUAGGCGAUGGCUGCAGCCCUCUUCCCUGCGUUUAUUUCCUUUCUUUUUCAUUGUUAGCGUGGGAUUGCUACCAGUUUUGUUUCGAAGGAAUGGUGAUCCUUUUUCCGUGAUUUAUUUUUCUUCUGGAGUUCGAUCCAAAUGCUCAUCGGCUUUAGGUGGCUAAUUAUGUUUUAUUUAUGCUC
Messenger RNA from Zingiber officinale, 493 nucleotides. RefSeq lists its product as uncharacterized. NCBI's taxonomy places the organism in Eukaryota, Viridiplantae, Streptophyta, Magnoliopsida, Zingiberales, Zingiberaceae. The transcript is spliced from 2 exons. The coding region runs from base 63 to 299 and encodes 78 amino acids. The record is from RefSeq and is a predicted model, not a curated record.